AUGUCGAACAAAGUUAAAAGCAAGGCUAUGGUGCCACCAAUAAAUUGCAUAUUCAACUACUUACAACAGCAAACACCAGUAACAAUAUGGUUAUUCGAGCAAAUCGGCAUAAGAAUCAGAGGUAAAAUAGUGGGAUUUGAUGAGUUCAUGAAUGUUGUCAUCGAUGAAGCCGUGGAAAUUCCCGUCAAUAGUGCCGAUGGCAAAGAAGAUGUGGAGAAGGGUACACCCUUGGGGAAAAUCCUGUUGAAAGGUGAUAAUAUCACAUUAAUAACAUCAGCGGAUUGA
Molecule: messenger RNA, 285 nt
Organism: Saccharomyces paradoxus
Lineage: Eukaryota; Fungi; Ascomycota; Saccharomycetes; Saccharomycetales; Saccharomycetaceae
Gene: SME1
Product: mRNA splicing protein SME1
Exons: 1
Coding region: 1-285 (94 amino acids)
Biological process (GO): spliceosomal snRNP assembly; mRNA splicing, via spliceosome
Cellular component (GO): precatalytic spliceosome; U4 snRNP; U2 snRNP
Molecular function (GO): RNA binding
Source: RefSeq, a predicted model, not a curated record